AUGGCUUCCAACUCUGCCCCAACGCUCCUUUGGGGCGGCCGCUUCUCUGGCGCAAUUGACGACCUCAUGUUCCAGUUCAACGAGUCGCUCUCGUUCGACAAGGUGCUCUACAAGGCCGACCUCCACGGCUCGAUUACCUGGGCCAAGGCCCUGCGGAAGCUCAACGUUCUGUCUGACGAGGAAUUGGAGCAAAUCAUCACAGGGCUGCAGCAGGUCGAGAAGGAGUGGGAGGAGGGGAAGUUCGUCAUCGACACCAAAUCGGACGAGGACAUCCACACUGCCAAUGAGCGGAGGCUAGGCGAGCUAAUUGGCGAUGCCGCGGGGAAGCUGCACACCGGCCGCUCGCGUAACGAGCAGGUUGGUGUCGACAUGCGCCUGUGGGCGGGCGAGCAGCUCACCGAUAUCGCUAGCGCGCUCAAGAGCCUGCUCGCGGUCAGCGCCACCCGGGCCAAGGAGGCGCUGCCCAUUCUGAUGCCCGGAUACACACAUCUUCAGCGUGCCCAGCCCGUUCGUUUCUCGCACUGGCUGCUGUCGCAUGCCACCUUCCUCAAGGGCGACCUACAGCGCUUGGAAGGCGUUCAGGAGCGGGUCUCUUCGUGCCCCCUGGGCGUGGGGGCCUUGGCGGGCAACCCCUUUGGCAUUGACCGCGACUUUAUGGCCAAGGAUCUUGGCUUCCACUCAGUUCACCCGAACAGCUUGUGUGCUGUGGCGGACCGGGAUUUUGUUGUUGAGAUUCUGCAAUGGGCUAGCCUGUUGAUGGCACAUCUGAGCCGGUUGGCUGAGGAUCUUAUCUUGUUCUCAACGGCCGAGUUUGGUUUCGUUCAGGUUGCCGAUGCGUACAGCACUGGGAGCAGUUUGAUGCCUCAGAAGAAGAACCCUGACAGCCUGGAGCUCAUCAGGGGCAAGGCGGGUCGGGUGAUGGGCCAGGCUUCCGGCUUCCUGGCUUCGCUCAAGGGCCUACCCACCUCCUACAACAAGGACCUACAGGAGUCCGUUGAGCCCAUGAUCGAUUGCAUCAAGACGGUUUCCAACUGUGUGCGCAUCACCCAGGGCGUGCUGGACACGCUCACAAUCCACGGUGAUAAGAUGAAAGCGGCGCUGACGGAUGACAUGUUGGCGACCGACAUCGCCGACUACCUUGUUCGCAAGGGCGUGCCAUUCCGCAAGACGCACCACAUCGCGGGCGAAAUUGUGCGUAAGGCGGAAGAGUCCAAGGUGUCCAUCUCGGCGCUCCCGCUGGCGGAUCUCAAGACCAUUUCCCCCCUGUUUGAGGACGACAUUUCGCAGGUGUUCGACUUUGAAAGGAGCGUUGAGCAGCGGUCUUCGUCUGGCGGCACCAGUAGCAGCUCUGUGCUCGCGCAGAUCGCCGCUAUUGAAGAGUACGUGAAGAACUAG
Messenger RNA from Dichotomopilus funicola, 1395 nucleotides. Its product is annotated as L-Aspartase-like protein. Lineage: Eukaryota; Fungi; Ascomycota; Sordariomycetes; Sordariales; Chaetomiaceae. The coding region runs from base 1 to 1395 and encodes 464 amino acids. Gene Ontology annotation, molecular function: argininosuccinate lyase activity. The transcript has 3 exons. Gene Ontology annotation, cellular component: cytosol. The record is from RefSeq and is a predicted model, not a curated record.